This is a messenger RNA of Arabidopsis thaliana (thale cress), 456 nucleotides long. RefSeq lists its product as uncharacterized. The transcript has a single exon. The record is from RefSeq and is marked reviewed. Bases 1 to 456 code for a protein of 151 amino acids. Lineage: Eukaryota; Viridiplantae; Streptophyta; Magnoliopsida; Brassicales; Brassicaceae.
AUGGGAUCUGACAUUGUAGCUGAUGGACUCACUGACGGACCACAUGAUAGACUUGCUGAUGAACCGGCUGAAGGACUUUCUGAAAGACUUCCUGAAGGAUUUUCUGAAGAACCCGCUGACGAACUAGUUGACAAACUUAACCUAACCAAAGAGCCAUCUGAUGUACUUGAAGACUUCCUACUGAUUAUAUUCACCCUUAUGAAGACUACACGGAAUUUAGGAGCUGCAGAGAUGACACACAUUCUGUUCACACAUCCAAAACGAAGAGAGAAGAAACUUUCCUUAAUUGGAGGAUCUCUUGCCUUUUCCCUCAAGAUCGAAUAUCCUCCUCUUGAUCCAGUUCGUUUACUCACUCCAGAAGAUCUCAGCCAUCCAUCUGAUCCACCAGACCUAAGAAGAUUCAUGAAGAUCACGCCACAAGCCAAAGGAGCGUCACUUUUAAUGCCCAACGGCUAG